Messenger RNA from Mustela lutreola (European mink), 1932 nucleotides. RefSeq names its product BAR/IMD domain containing adaptor protein 2 like 1 (gene BAIAP2L1). Lineage: Eukaryota; Metazoa; Chordata; Mammalia; Carnivora; Mustelidae. Bases 323 to 1858 code for a protein of 511 amino acids. Gene Ontology annotation, cellular component: cytosol; nucleoplasm. The transcript is spliced from 14 exons. Gene Ontology annotation, biological process: actin filament bundle assembly; actin crosslink formation; plasma membrane organization. Gene Ontology annotation, molecular function: protein binding. The record is from RefSeq and is a predicted model, not a curated record.
GGCCGCCCCGCCCUCCCGGCCCCGCCCACCCCGCGCGCCUCAGGUGGGGCGGCCCCGCCCGCGCAGCCAGCCAGGCUCGCCCAGCGGCGUCAGGCCGCGUCUCCUCAGCUCCUCGCGGGCGGUGGCUGCAGCCGCGGCGGCGCUACAAGUUUUGACAUUUUGGCGGCGGAGGAGCGCGCCGGCGUUUCGGAGCCGACGGCUGUGGCAGCCGCCGACCCUCGAGGGCCCUUCCGCCGCGCCCCGGCGCUCCCGCAGCCCAGAGUCGGGCGGCCACGAGGCCCGGCCGCGUCUUCCCGCGUUCGCCGGCCGGGCGGCUGCAGCCAUGUCGCGGGGGCCGGAGGAAGUGAACCGGCUCACGGAGAGCACCUACCGGAAUGUUAUGGAGCAGUUCAAUCCUGGGCUACGAAAUUUAAUAAACCUAGGAAAAAAUUAUGAAAAAGCUGUUAAUGCUAUGAUCCUUGCAGGAAAAGCAUACUACGAUGGAGUGGCCAAGAUUGGUGAGAUUGCCGCCGGGUCCCCGGUGUCGACAGAGCUGGGCCAUGUUCUCAUAGAGAUUUCAAGUACCCACAAGAAACUCAAUGAGAGUCUUGAUGAAAAUUUCAGAAAAUUCCAUAAAGAAAUUAUACAUGAGCUGGAGAAGAAGAUAGAACUUGAUGUAAAAUACAUGAAUGCAACUCUCAAAAGAUACCAAACGGAACACAGGAAUAAAUUAGACUCUCUGGAGAAAUCUCAAGCAGAGUUGAAGAAGCUCAGAAGGAAAAGUCAAGGAGGACGAAACGCGCUCAAAUACGAACACAAAGAAAUUGAGUAUGUAGAAACCGUUACGUCUCGCCAGAGUGAAAUCCAGAAAUUUAUUGCAGAUGGUUGCAAAGAAGCUCUACUUGAAGAGAAAAGGCGCUUCUGCUUUCUGGUAGACAAACACUGUAGCUUUGCAAACCACUUACAUUAUUAUCAUUUACAGUCUGCAGAAUUACUCAAUUCCAAGCUGCCCCGGUGGCAGGAAACCUGUGGUGACGCUACCAAAGUGCCUGAGAAGAUCAUGAAUAUGAUCGAGGAAAUAAGGACCCCAAGCUCGACCCCUGUGUCCGGGACGCCCCAGCCCUCGCCGAUGAUCGAGAGAAGCAGCAUGGUUGGGAAAGAUUAUGACACUCUUUCGAAAUAUUCGCCAAAAGUGCCCCCAGCUCCUUCAGCCAGAGCAUAUACUAGUCCUUUGAUCGAUAUGUUUAAUAACCCAGCAACAGUUGGACAGAAUUCAGAAAAGAUAAAGAAUUCAACAGAUUCUUCAGAUGAUCCCAGUUUACAGCGAUCAGUUUCUGUUGCAACUGGACUGAACAUGAUGAAGAAGCAGAAAGUAAAAACCAUUUUUCCGCACACCGCCGGCUCCAACCAGACCCUGCUCAGCUUCGCCCAGGGAGACAUCCUCACGCUGCUUGUCCCAGAGGAGAAGGACGGCUGGCUUUAUGGAGAGCACGACACCACCAAAGUGAGGGGCUGGUUCCCAGCAUCCUACACAAAGUUGCUGGAAGAAGAUGCAGAGGAGGCCCUGAGCGUGCCCACACCAAGCCCGGCCCCGGUGAGAAGCAUCAGCACCGUGAACCUGUCUGAGAAGAGCCGCGUCGUCAUCCCCCCACCGGAUUACCUCGAAUGUUUGUCCUUGGGAGCGGCUGCAGAUAAGAGAGCAGAUGGUUCCACAAGUAUCUCUACCUUUAAAGCACCGGUGUCCAAGCCAGAAGCCACAUCUCCUAACGAUGCGAAUGGGACAGCAAAGCCGCCUUUCCUCAGCGGAGAAAACCCCUUUGCCACUGUGAAACUCCGACCGACGGUGACAAACGACCGCUCCGCGCCCAUCAUCCGAUGAAGGCGGGCUCGAACGCCCGUUCCUCCGACGUGAAGUUCCCGCUUGGAGAAUGACACCGGUCGGAGAAUGACACC